Molecule: messenger RNA, 6114 nt
Organism: Ectocarpus sp. CCAP 1310/34
Lineage: Eukaryota; Phaeophyceae; Ectocarpales; Ectocarpaceae
Source: the annotation of a GenBank genome assembly
AUGACUGGCGACAUCUAUGGUGGAGACAGGCUCCACCAAGUCUAUGGUCGAGAUUGUGCGCACAACCCGGCAGCUGCCCCACCACGACGAGGAGAACGGAUCGGCAGCAGCAGUGGCCUCGGUCCGGGAACGGUACGGCGGCGGCGGGAGGAUCUUGGCAUGAGCGGGGACCAGACAGGAGCACUCGAGAGCAGAGGGUCGCCGUAUUCUGUGGGAUCGAUUUCGAACGCCGGCCCCCCGCCGCUGCCGCCGGGAGGGCACCACCAGCCGCAGGGACGCCUCUCCGCACCGCCGCCAAGGCCGGGCCAACACCCUUCGUUCGACGCCAAAGUGGCCUCUGAGUUCCUUCGACUGAGAGAAUCCAGGGGUUCUCCCCGUGACAGCCCCGCUGAAAUGACGAGCGGAGGAAGGUGGGCAGGAGCACCGGCACCGGAAGCGUUCGAGUCGGACGUGGCGAGAGCCAUGCGUGAUCUCGAGGUUCGCCUGGCGGCGGCGGCGGCGGGGGGGGAGGGAGAAGCAGGGAAAAGGGGAGGCGAUGAUGAUGCUGCUGCUGCCGUCGACGGCGGCGGGAACCAGUGGGUGAAUGGCUCACGGCAAUCUUCUUCGUCUUCGUUGCGGCCUCCUCCUCCUGCUCCUCCUCCGCCAGCAGUGUCGGCGCGACCGGAGCAUUCUGACGACCUCUCUGCGGGCGACGAAGGCAUGCUGUCUCAGAUGGAUAUGCACAGGGUGGUCCCGGGCGGAGGCAAAGGAAAACCCGGUGGGCUGAGGGGUAUGUGGAACGACGACGGCGGGGUUGAAAGAGACGCUGCUGGGGAGCGUCGGCGGCAGCCGCAACGAGGAGGAGGCUUAGCAGGCAUGCAGGAUGAGGAGCAGGCUAACGCUCCUCCCGAAACCGGCGUCGCGACGCCUUUCCCUCUUGGCGACGGGCGAAGGCACUCGUCUGUGCAGCAGACGCGAAGGCAAGGACCUGGGCUAAAGGGCAUGUGGGGCGGAGACGACCCCGCUGCUGCUACUCCCGCCUCUUCUCUCCGCCCGCAGCGCCAAGGGCCCGGCCUCCGGGGGCUGUGGUCCGGCCCGGACAUGGCAGCGGCCGACAUGGCAAGGAGCGAAGCCCAGGCGGCGUAUUUCGACGCGUUGACCAGGGAUGUCCAAGAGAAGCGGGCAUUCUCGAACAAUCCAGAGGAGCGGCAGCAGCAGCAGCAGGUACGUCAGUCAGUUUUCGGAAGAAGCUCACCCUACGGCGUGAGCGGCAACAGCGCCAUAGAACACGGAACGAGCCUCGCUGGAAUCGGGACGCCGCGGGGGGGGGUAAACGCCUCCCUCCAGCAGCAGCUGCUGCUGCGCGGCGGGUUGAACGGGCGAGGCGCUGGCGGCGGCGGGGACGACAGCACGGACAGAGCCAUAGACAGGGCGAAGAAGGCGGCGUACGCGGAAGAGCUCCGCAAGCAGAUGGCGGAGAAGGAGGCGCGCAGGGCGGCGAUGGACGAUGACGGCGCGGCGGGUGGCCGUCGUUCGCGAGCUUCCACAGGCGGUCGCGUGGGAGGCGGCGGUGGCGACAAUCGCACGCUUUUCACGCCGCGAUCGGACGGCCGAGAGAACCGUCCCGGCCAUAGCGUGGGAGGGCCUUCCGCGGGGCCGCCCUUGAGAGACGGCUGGCCUUCUGAAGCGUGGUCGACCCCUCCUCCAAGCGGCAGCGGCGGCGGUGGCACCCGCGGUGGUCCGGGGAGCGGCAGUGACGGCCAGCUUUCCGCCGCCCGCCGCCGGCUGGUCGAGGACGUAUACGGCGGUGGUGGAAUGGGUGCCGCCUUGGGUGGCACGGGUUACCGCCGCGCCUCGACGGGCGACUACGGUGCCGGUAGCGGCGGCGCCCGCCCCCAAAGCGCGACGGGGCCAAGUGUCGUGGGUGGAGAGCGUCUCGGUGACGCUAGAGCAGCCGGCGGGGUGGAAGGGGCGGCAGUGACGGCGGGCGGGGGUCCGUCGUACCUGCGAACGGGGGCGGGCGUGCAGAGCCUCCGUGAGUCCGAGCACGGCGACAGCAAGUGGCAAAGGAGGGCGGCGGCCCUGGAGCAGCAGCGAGCGCUGGAGGCGCAAAUCGCCGCAAAGGCCAGCGCUAGGAAGCAGGAGGAGGAGGAGAGGAAGCGGGAAGAGGAGGAAGAAGCAAGGCUCUCUCUGCGGGUGUCAACAUUUAGAAAGGAGUGCAACAAGAUGUGGGGCACUGGCCGGGUGUUGAACCUUCUCGCCGGCGAUGGUACCGAUUUUAUGCCCAUGCAGGUAGAGGCCGAGGCCGACGAGGAAAGGCGGCGGAAACAGCUGGAGCAGCAGCAGCAGCUGCAGGGCUUGUACCGACAGCAGGAAGAAGCCUUGAGGAAGAAACGCGUUGGUAGCGGUGGUCGCCGCCAAUCGCACAAAGACGACGGGGAAGACGCCGCCUUCUCCCGCGCCCCUGCGCACGGCGGCAGCACGCCCGUCGCGAACGAUAGCAGCAGCGUAGGCGUAGCGGCAGGGUACUUCCCACCGAGUGAUGGGGGCGGCCGCGGCGAUAGCGACGUUCGACAAGGCGAGCUACAGCACAGGCAAGCAAUCGACGGCGCGUUCCCCUCGGGCCGUAGGGGGGGCAAUGCCAUUGGCGGCAGCGGCGGCGGCCGCCAGGCUCAACAUCGAAGCAACAUCCCGGACGUUGACGAUCUCCCGGCGGGGGCGCACGCACGCGCGCAAGUCCUGCGGAGUAGCCCCCCCAAUCGCACCCCCGCUGACACCUCCACGCCUAGCCCUUCCUCGUGGAGACCGGUGUCGGCAAGGAGCGCCGUUGGCGGCGGCUUGGUGUCCAAGGAACGGCGCGGAGGUCGUUCGCCUGCUGCUGCCGCUCCCGAUGACUUUGACGAAGGCACCGGUCGCGGGGGAGACGCCCCGGCGGCGGAAGAGAGCUUUCCCGUCCGCCGUAGGACAACACCAGCACCGGCGCUUGGAGACAACCGCGACGACGGCGCACGCGGAUCUCCACUGCGAGCGCGCUCCAUUCUCCUCCCGCUGUCCAGCCCGACGCUGUUCCCUCCAUUCCCCGGUGACACCGACGCCGACAUCGUGCGGGGGCCGCCGGCCGACAGUCCGGGACUGGCGCAGGAGUGUUUUGCCGGAGGCCGGGGGGCGGCCCACCGGGAUCGUGUGUCUCCCGCCGCGGAAGCUGCCGGGGCGGCGGGUGGGGUGCACCCCCCGCAAGACGAAAUGGACGCGUUCGUGACGAGGUGGCAAGUCGAGCACCUCCGUCGGCGGAGCCACCAAGAGGAGGAGGUACAGCAGCAGUGGGGCGGAGGAGGAGGAGGAGGAGGAGGAGGAGCAAGAGGAGGAGGAGGAGGAGGAGGAAGGAAGGCCGACGGUAACGAUUACUGCUUGCCCUCCUCCUCCUCUUUCUCCUCGCCGGGGGGGAGGGCCGUCUGCCUGUCGCCGUCACGCGGCGCCCUUCCGGCAAGAAGUUCGCGCGCGGUCGGCGUCGUCAGAGGCCGUGGCUUCGCCGCCGUCCCCGGGGGAGACGCCGGGGAGCUGGAGGAGUCAUUGGCGGCUACCUCGCGGAUGGUCAACCCCCCGUCUCUUCCCCGGCCGCCUACUGGUGCCCACGACGACGGCGAGGGAGACGGCGGCAGAAGCGGAACGCGAUCGCGGCGACAACGUCCCGCGGGGCCUCCGAGCGGGGUGGAGGACGACGCGGCGGAUCUCAGCGAGCAGUCGCUGACUUCGGACAGCAUCUUGUUCUACCUCUCCGGUCAGCAGCAGGAGUCGAUGGCGGCCUCCCCGCUGAUGGUGGCCGAGGAGGCAACGGGGCGGGAAUACGCCAAGAGCGCUCGAACGCUUGAGAACCUUGGUUCGGGAAUCGCCACCAAUAGGUUAGGGAAGGAGUCGUCCGAGGUGGACGGGCGCGACUACCCGUGGGAGAGCAGGAGCAGUGCGGCAGGUGCCGCGAGUCCAUCGACAUUGACGUCGCCUAGGACGGGGGCCUCGGCCCGAGCUGACGGAGGCGGAGGCGGAGGCGGCGGCGGCGGUGGUGACGGGGGUCAGAUGUCUCCGUUAACACGCCUGCUGGCAGAGACGCCCGUCCGGCUGCAAGCUGCUUCGGGCGUAAGCGCUGCUUCGGGUGCACACGCUGCUUUGGGCGUACACGCUCCGGGCGACUUUCGUGUAGGGCGCGGGGUGGACUCAUCAGGCAAGAAACAGCAUUCGCUUCAGCCGUUUUUUUUUGCUGAACCUCUCAACGGCUUGUUUGGUGAUGUCCGCGGCCACCCGUGCUUGUCCGUCGAGUUCUCGGCACGAUCGCCCUUCAGGUCCGAUCCUCAAGCGUACCGACCCGCGACGGGCGGGGACAACACCAACGGCGGCCGGACGAAACAGCAAGAGGCAGACUCUCUGUGCGGCGAAGCCUCGUGGCCCAGCCGUGCGGCCGGCGGCAACGACGGCGGCGGCGCCGGCGCUGCCGGGGUGGGGAGGCGAGCGCGGGCUCUCUGGGGGCGUCCAGUCUCCGGGGGCACCGCCGGUUCCGGGGGCUGCGCAGAAAGGGCAGAAGGCGUAGAAACCGUUGCCGAGGCUCUGUCGCGGAGGGGGAUCGGGAGGCCCUGGGAAGAGCUGUCGUUAUCGGAGGCGAGGGCGGCGAGUCCGUUGCAUUCAUAGACAGACGUAAGCGGCAAGCGCGCGAACGGGGGCGGGUACUCAUGUUUUGCAAGGCGCGCGUGCGGAGGGGCGAGGGGUAUACAUGCCGGUCGGGAACUGCUAUGUCGAAGUAUGCUUAUUUUGGGCUCUCUUGUGCUUCCUGGAAAGCACGAGGGCAGCGAGCGAUGCUAAUUAGCGUUCCUUUUUUUUUAUUGCUGAUGCCAUUUUGGAACCGUAGAGCACGUGGCGGCUCCUAGUUGGCUGUUUUUGUAUCCCUGGAUAUCUUCGGUCGUCCCUGUCCACCUUUUUACUGUGGUAGCGCUGAUGCAUUCAAGGGACGGGAUGAUGUACGAGGGUAGAAAAUAGAUCGGCGAAGUUUUUCGUAGUUGCGACGGCAUUCGCGCGAUGCUCCAGCGGUCCUCACGCCGCCUGUCUCGCAGCUGGGUGUAAGCCUGUACCUGAUGUGUGAUCAAGCUUUCUUUCCUGCUGCUUGCAUUUGUGUUCAGUCACCCGCCACGGAAUAGUUGGUAAUUGUGUACUUGCGUGCCCGUUUGUUCCAAGAGAAGUGUGUGUUUUUGGUUCACGUUCCACCUUUCUUCGAGAGGCCAUCAAUAUCAAUGUUGCCGGGCAAGUGUCGAAAAUAUAUGAAUAGUCCGUUGUCUCGCGACCAAAAAAAGCGGUCGUGUUUCUGGUGUCAGCCUCCACUCUCAGCUCGCGGAGGCGGGUUAUCUCGCCCUCGCCGAAUAAUAUGUUUUUUUUUUUUUUCUAAAAAUGUGUUUUUUUUCUUUUUGUAUCCUCGUUCCUGUAGUAUCAAUCGGGGCUGGCGGACUUCGCUCUUCAGUUGUGUCGUCGGGGAUCGAUGUGCAUGGACAGAGGAAGGAGCACGUGUGGACGGAGAGAGUUACCUCACGGACCUCCGCCGGGGGCGUCACUGAGACUCUUGUAAAACGGAAUCGUUUUUGUGUACAGAUUGGGUGAGCGUUGGAUCGAUUGAUGAUGUGCAUGGAGAGAGACGAAGGAGCGACACGUCAUGAUCGCGGUGUUGGGUGGACGGUGAGGGAGCUUUGCCCUGCCGAGCCUCACCAUGAGACUCGGCAACUCUUGAAGGAACGAGAUCAUUUUUGUGUAGAUUGGGUGCUGAACUCGAAUCGGUGAUGAGAAGCUCUCGAUAGUUCGACAGCAAGCACACUGACUGGUCGAAUGUUGGGGAGAUAGAUUGUGAACGGUGUGCCACUUGUUGUAUGGGGUGGCUACAUGGUGUGCCCUGGGCGCAACUCAGCUACUGUAGCAAAAAGUAGGAAAUGGCCCUUUCCAGUACUCUUGAGAGGAAGGAUUGUUUUGAAAUGAUUACUACUGUCGCAGAGCUAAGGUUGGUAGCAGUUGAUGGUAAGCUUGACGUGAUUCUCUUUGUUCUCCCUCUCUCCCCUUGACGGGAGAUUGCACACCGUGGAGUUGGCGAGUUACCUGAUACCAUGUGCU